Molecule: messenger RNA, 1939 nt
Organism: Silurus meridionalis
Lineage: Eukaryota; Metazoa; Chordata; Actinopteri; Siluriformes; Siluridae
Gene: gpatch4
Product: G patch domain containing 4
Exons: 7
Coding region: 207-1601 (464 amino acids)
Biological process (GO): regulation of ribosome biogenesis
Cellular component (GO): nucleolus
Molecular function (GO): nucleic acid binding
Source: RefSeq, a predicted model, not a curated record
AUGCGGUGUUUGCGCUUCCGGUGUCAUGUCUGCGCACACGUGGAGUUCAUGGUAUAUCACAGUGUAGACGUUUUAUUAUGUUAUUGGCGUGUAACAGAGUAGUUUGAGAGAAUGAUUAGCAUGUAGUGUUUCCAGUCGCAGACUGGUUAAUUUUGAGCGGUAAACAUCUGCAAAGUAUUUCGGAUUUUUUUCUAGUAACCAAUACAAUGACAGAAACAGCACCGAAGAAGAGUUGCGGUUUGAAGUUUGCUGAACAGCAGCUUCUCCGUCACGGCUGGGAGCAAGGGAAAGGUCUCGGAAGGGCUGAGAACGGCAUCGCAGAAGCAAUCAGAGUUAAAGUGAAAUGUGGCAAAGGAGGGGUUGGCCAUAAAGAAAGUGAGCAGUUCACAUUUCACUGGUGGGACCAUGUCUUUAACAAGGCAUCUUCCAGUUUGGCUGUGGAAUCAGACCAGAAUGGGGUGACUGUGAAUAAAGUAGAGGAAGAUGAAGAAGGAAUGAUUUCUAACAAGAAGCCUCGUAAGGCCAUGAUGAACAAGUCCAUGCUCUAUGGAAGCUUUGUUAAGUCUGCUACUCUCUUCUCAGGGCAGGAACAACCUGAGGAAAAGUCAUCCGCCUCUGAGGACAGUAGCUCUGAGGAUGAAGAGAAGCUUGAUCUUUCCAGUGCCAAGAAUUUAUCUGAUAUAGAACUGAUGAAAGCAUGUGGAGGACGCACUGCACAUAAAGGUGCCAGACAUGGCCUUACUAUGAGUGCCAAACUAGCCAGAUUGGAGCAACAAGAGCAGGAGUUUAUGGCAAAAUAUGGCAAGAAGGAGCAUACAGACAAACCCACACCUCAGAGUAAAACAAUGCCGGCUGAGCUUACUUCCACGUUAGACGAGGAGAAGGCAGAGAAAUCAAAACAAGAGAAAGCCAGGAAAAAGGAGCGGCGGUCAGAUCAGCCCCAAGAGAAUGGUGUCCAGAACAACAGUGAAACUUCACAGGAGCACAAUAAGAAGAUAGCUAAAAAGCAAAAGAAACAGUCAAAAGACAAAGAAUGGGAUGCAACUGAUUUGUUUGCAGACACUGACACAAAGAAAAAGAAAAAAAAGACCAAAGACGAGCCGGAAGAGGAAAGUACAGAGAUGGUGCAGGAAGGUGAUGUGGCCGAGACUGCUGAACAUCAAGCAACAGAUACAAGUGUCCCUAAGAAGAAGAAGAAGAGAAAAAAGAAGAAACACAUCGACACAAGCAGCGCUGUUGAGGAUGGACAGAUUACAGACACUGUGCUUUCCAGUGAAGAGUCUGCAGAAACCGCAGUGUGUCCUGAACAUGAGCAGCAGGACGAGGGCACUGCUGCACACCAACCGACACCUAGUCUGCCUAAGAAGAAGAAAAAGAAGUCUUCCAAGACCAAUAAGCGUGAAUCCCAAGCUACAGAAAUGGGCAUCUCCUGUAGUUUAGACACAAGCACAGCAGAAGUUGAGAAAACAGUGGAUGCAGAGAAAGAAUCGUCACAGUCAAAAAAAAGGAAAAGCAGAAAUAAGGAAAUUGAGGCAGAGACUGGGAAGAGAUCAGAAGAUAAACCACCUGAAAAGAAGAGGAAGAAAAAGAAGCAUGCAUAGUGAAUUAUAUAAAAGUGCCAUGCAGUGUUGAUUUUGGAGGCUUAAAGAUAGAGUAUUGGCUUUCUACAAUGAUGAUAAAUGACUAGAAACACCACAUUAUCUUUUUGUGGUGUGAUUAAUAAUGAUACCUCAGGAUCCCUUGCUAGAGAAUCUAGCCAUAGUGCUGAUGUAUUGCGCUAGGUGCCAUGACUUUUUAAAUGUGAUACUUUUAAUUUUUUUCCCUCCUGCUGUUCACUAGUGCAUUUUAGCCAUUUACAUAAUGUUCGCUCAGCUUGACCAUGAACUUGCUCAAUGAGUUAUGUAGUGACAAAAAUAGAAUGCACUGAAUUUUUAAUGCA